AUGAGUAAGAGAGCGCGUCGCCACGAAUAUAAGAUUAUCCACGAUUUGGAGAUUGGCAUCAGAAGAAAAAGAGCGAUAGAAGACGAACGGAAGACUAUUUACCAGUCCAAACAGCCUUUCCUCUCUUCUUCUGAUUUCCCUCCAGUCUUCGUCUUCGGCAUUGCAACUUCCGCUUACCAGGUGGAAGGAGGGAGCAAUGAGGGAGGUAGGGGUCCUAGCAUCUGGGAUGAUUUUUCCCAUACACCAGGCAAUAUUUGUGAUGGAAGCAAUGGAGAUGUUGGUGCCGACCAAUAUCACCGUUACAAUGAAGAUAUUGAACUCAUAACCAAGCUGGGUUUUAAGGCAUAUCGCUUUUCCAUAUCAUGGACAAGAAUCUUUCCUGAUGGUCUGGGAUCCAUAGUCAAUGAUGAAGGGAUAAUGCACUAUGACAAUCUAAUUAAUGCUUUUAUCAGCAAGGUUGUAACCAAAAGGUGUAGAAAGGCAAAGGUGGAACAGAAAUAUAACCUCAGAAUGAAAAGUGUACCUCCAUUUGUUGAAAAAUAUUUUGCCAUCUAUGCAGAAACUUGCUUUACAAGAUUCAGCGACAGAGUCAAGAAGUGGAUUACCAUCAAUGAGCCACGUCAAACUGCAAUUAAUGGAUAUUGUACUGGCAUAAAUGCACCAGGAAGGCAUGAUCAUUCUUUAUCUGAGCCAUUAUUGGCAGCACAUCACCAGCUAUUGGCUCAUGCUGAAGCUGUCUCCAUAUACAGAAACAAAUUCAAGGACAAGCAAGGAGGACAAAUAGGCAUAGCGUUGGAUUGUGAAUGGGCAGAGGCGUUGUCAGAGAGGGAGGAAGUAUACGAUCCUGCCAGCAAACUUGCUUUGUACUUGGAUCCUAUAUUUUAUGGAGAUUAUCCAGAAACAAUGCGAGAAAGACUUGGAGAAAAGCUUCCAGAAUUUUCUCAGAAGGAUAAAGAGCUGCUUAGAAAUUCACUGGACUUUGUUGGUUUAAACCAUUAUACCACAAGGUUUAUUGUUGAUGCAGAGACCAACAGUGAAGACAACGAUGUCUUCUAUAGAGUCCAGGGGAUGGAAAGAAUUGGUGAGAUGCAUGUGUAACACAAGUUAAUGUCUCAAAAUGCUAUUUAUUUAUUACCCCUUGUAUUCCCUCGCGGCCAUAAUUCUUUUCUGUUUUUUUUGGGCUAAUAGCUGAAUGGGAAGGAGGCGAAGUGAUUGGUGAGAAGGCAUGGGAUAUUUCUGCUACACUUCUUUUUUUUUUUCAUUCUUUACUUGUUUUGGAUGGACAUAUAUACAAGCAACAACA
Messenger RNA from Coffea arabica (coffee), 1303 nucleotides. The record is from RefSeq and is a predicted model, not a curated record. Lineage: Eukaryota; Viridiplantae; Streptophyta; Magnoliopsida; Gentianales; Rubiaceae.